Messenger RNA from Prorocentrum cordatum, 6012 nucleotides. Lineage: Eukaryota; Dinophyceae; Prorocentrales; Prorocentraceae. The record is from the annotation of a GenBank genome assembly.
AUGCAUACCCUCGAGGACGGCGUCCUCGGCUUGCCGGCGCCGCAGCCGACCGCCACGCCAGCGCGGGCCCUCGCGGGCAGGCUCCGCGCGAGGCUCACCCUCGCGCUGGCCGCCGCGGGUGCCUCCGGGCUGCUGGCGCCUGCACUGGUCGCCAGCUGUCAUCAUGCGGGCAAGGUCAACAUGCGCGUGGACCGCGUGCACGUCCUUGCCCCGAAGAGCGCGGAUUUUGCCACGGUAUUCGUCGACGCGGCCCUGCAGCACCAGGACUGGACACCGCACCGCGUCGUGGUCCACAGCGCCAAGUGCGGUGCCCGCGUGCAUGCCGGCGACGUGUUCGUAGAUGUGCCCGAGAUCCAGUACCACAGCCAUGCGCAGAUAAGUUUCCCUGCGAAGGUGCAGGUGAUCGCGGCGGGCAGCACCGCCCCCGCGCCCGAGUGCCAUAUCGACUCGACGGUGGACCUGUUCGGCCUGGGGCUCUUCAAGGUCCAGCGGACCACCAUCAAGUCCUUCCCAGUUGCAGGAGUGACGCCCCGUAUGUGGAUCCAGCGCGAGGGGCCCAUGGUGCGGACUUGGCCGUCAUUAAAGGAUCCCAACAUUGCCGUGGAACAGGCAGGGCUUUUGACCAUGCACGUGGAGGCCGACCAUCUUCCGCAAAGCCUGCACGACGUCCUGGGGAGCGCGACGAUGAGCCUUGACGCCAGCAUCACUUACGAGGAGAUGGAGGAGCGCUCCGUCAGGUUGACCAAAACCGUGAACGCCAGCUUGAGUACCGAAAGCGACGGUAAUGGUGGUUACCUCAUCUCGGUGCCGGUCAGCAUGUCGGGCCAGGUGCGCCCCGCACCUUUCGCUGUCACCAUGGGGAAGAUGCUCGUGGGCCGCUCGCGUGCAUACAGCGGUGCGCCGCCACUGAACCACACCAGCAUUGACCGCUCGAUGCGGCUGGUUGCAGAAGACCCGUGGUCGCCCGCAGCGCGGAGCCUCGGAGAUUCGCAUGUGAUUGGUUGGCGCAGCCACGGGGGUUCUGUUGUCAACGAUCUUUGGUACCACGUUCGACGCCGUCUGGCCCGCAAACUCAGCCGCUCAUUGGUGAACGCGGCUGGGCAGGAGCCGGACUUGCCAUUGCUGCAUCAGGGCCGCAGGAUGGCACAUGAUGACUACGUCGUGAUACUGGAGGAGACGCUCUACUUCGAUGAUGAUGCAUUGACCAUCACGGCCGAGUUUGAGGCCACGGACGCAGGCUGGGAUUUUGAGACCAACAUUCAAUUUUCAGACACGAGCUUAGGAAGCUUGAAAGUAGGCGUGAAGGAAGGCGAGGGGUUCUACCUGCUGCUCGAUUCGCCAGAGGGGGGCUUAGGAAACUUGCAAGUAGACGUGAAGGAAGGCGAGGGGUUCUACCUGCUGCUCGAUGCGCCAGAGGGGAGCGGCGUUGAAAUCAAGAUCACAGACGAUGGUGAGAGUACCAGCUCCAUGUUGGCUCGCAUCUUCGACGAGGACGGCAUGGAUUAUGCUAGUCUCAAUUUCUACGACGAUGGGGCGUUGAUGAAUGCGUCAGCGUAUGUUACGAAUUCUGAGCUUGAUCGCUCGUCCCUGUUCGAGUUUUUUGCAACAGAAGAUUCCAGCAGCGACGACUAUCAAGAAGGUCACAUGUCUCUGACCACGUACACCGACAGCGGCAAGCCAACGCUGGAGGUAACAGGCACUACAACAAAAAGCGUCAACUCGUUUGGCCCUGACAUGGAAUACACUUCUCUCAUGCUGACAACUUAUGAUGACGAGACUGGCUAUGUCCUCGAGGAGAUGAACGCAACAGUUUCCAGAAGAACCACCGAUGAAUUCCCGGUACCUGUAGAUUACGAGUCCACUUUUAUUAUGAAUACAUUCGACCUCUACGGGAGUCCUGUGUCAGAGUGGGUCGCAACCUCCCAUGGCGGUAUCGAGGGUGCGGAGUUCCAGACGUACAUGAGCGCCACCGUCUCGAUGGAUGCGGGAACAUUGAUGAAUGUGUCAUUUUCGGGAAGCUUGAUGCCGUAUGACUUCUCCACCUUCUACGGCUCUCUCAUGUUCUCGACCACAGAUGUGGAGAGCGGCGAGACUCUGAUGGCGUUCGACGUAGGGGUGGCCAGCAGCGAGGCCAGUUUGGAGGGCGCCCUCACCAGCAAUUUCUCCAUGAUGGAUUACGGUGCCUUCAACUUCUUCGACGAUGGGGCGAUGCUUAGCGUGUCGGCAUACAUCCCGGACGUCGGAGACUUCUCUCUCUACAGCGAUCCCAAUUCCAGCAGUUCGCUCACGCUGAACACGUACGAUGAAGAUGGCGUCUCGCUGGAGUUGUCUUUCCAUGGUGCCGUCGACGGUGACGAGUACAAGACUGACUUCAGCCUCACCGCCACGCCGGACUUGGGGACGUUGGUGAACAUGUCCUCCUCGGGGGCCAUGAUGCUGACUGACAUGUCCCCCUUGUACGGUUCUUUCAUGCUCACGACUGCAGAUGCUGAAAGCGGUUAUCAGCUUCUGGACUUGUCCAGCCAGGGCGCAAUGGCCGAUGAUAUGACGUACGCAACAGUUGAGCUCGACACGUUCGACGAAGACACUGGCCUCAUGAGUAUGGCAUUUAGCAGCAUGGCAUCCAUGAGCGACAACGGCACGGGCGCCACCAUCUCACUCAAGACCUUCGACGGGGACAGUGGCGACAUAAUGUCGGAAUUCGACGCGUUCUUAAUGGACGGCGUCGACGAGUAUUCUAUCGGCGCCAACAUCUCGGCGGAGGACCAGACGCUGGUGGACCUGCACCUGUGGGGCGCCACGACAGGCAGCGAGACCGAGUCCACCUUCUAUCUCGACACCUUCGAGCUGGACAGCGGCGAGCCGGACCUGCAGGUCACCAUGUACAUCAUGGACCACGAGGGCGUGCCUGGUGGCUUCUGGGCCGAGGGGUCGGCCUUGCAGGGAGGGUCCACGGACCUCGUGCUGCGGGCGAACGGCACUCAUGCAGACGGCGCGUACAGCGUCACGUUCGUCGUCUUGGAUGGGGAUUCCGACCAGCAGUUCAAGCUCGACCCACUCGUCAUCACGUACACGGGCAACAUGUCGGUGUUUGUUGCUGCCUUCGACAACGCAAACGAUGAAAUUGGCACGGCCGAGGUAGCAUUCACGGAGGGCCCUGGCGAGAUGGAUUUGGACAUCGCAGGGAGUUUUCAGAUUGGCAGCUCGUACUUGCAGGAUGACUUGGACGAGUUCCCGUGUCUCCAGGGGAGUUGUUCUUUAGAGUUUUCGGUGAACGAUCAAAUCCUGGAAGCCGGAUUCCAAUCAUCCAUGCCAGACGCGUCACCGACGUACAGUGUGUCCUUGACGAUGAUCGCGAGCGAGGCGGAGCUGUCCUCCGAGGCUUCGGUAGACUUUGGCGUAUCCACAUGGCUUCGCGACGGCAUGUCUGGUUAUGAAUGCCAGAAGUUCACGGCUCGGCAUCCUGGUCACGGGAUCCGUGGAGAUUUGGGUUGGGCCGUGUCAUGGACAGUCGAAGACGAAGCAGAUUCCUUCGUGGAGAAUGUUACCAUCGAGUUUCAGUGGGAGAACGAGACGGUCUUCAGUUCUUUUGUUUCCUUGGCUGAGACGGCGCCCGCAGAUAUGACUACCAUGCUUGAGUCCACGGGCGGGAUCUUUAUCAUGGAGGAAUCGAUUGUAGAGUGGAGCGUGUCAGGGACGGAGAGUGACGAUAUGGUUUCGUUGAUGGGAGAGGUUUACACUGAUUCCGAGUUGUUCGCUCGAUGGGAUGUGGCAUUUCUUGAUUCUGACGAUGACGAUACGCAUCUGCAAGAAAUGUUCGGAGAAGUUUACGCCAAUAAUACAUUAGUGCAAUGGGAUGUGGGAAUGGAGAACACUGGUGACGAUAACUACACGACCUGGGGUGAGGUAAUCUACGAAGAUGAGAUGAUGGUGCAGUGGGACAUCUCUGAGACCAUCUAUGAGUCUGAGAGUUUUUCGAGUCAGGGAACGACGGGAGAUCUUGGUUUCUUGGGGAUGGAAUCUAUUGUGGCGUGGGAUGGAGCUUUGGUGCAGGCCACAAAGUGUACAGAUUGCAGUCAGACGAGUCUUUUUGCAAAUGUGUUUCGGGAUGGUGAUGUGCUUAUCGCGAUUGAGGCAUCGUACGGGUAUAACGAGACUACAACAAAUGUCGAGUUCGACGUAUCGAACGAAGAUGGCAUGAACCUGUAUAUGACGGGUAACAUGGCGGAGAACGACUCUACGGGCAUCUACGCAGCCGUGGCAAAUGUCGGAUACCAGCAAGACGACGAUUCGGAGCCUGUCAGUUUUGACAUCAAUCUCCACACUACCGAUGUUGAGCAAGAGAUGAUGCAGGAGCUUUCGGUCACUAACUCAGAGGGCAUCCCCGUCCUGGAGUACCGGGCAGCCUUGGACACCAUGAAUUGUUUGUUCAGCGACUUUAAGGCCGAGGACGAAGAAGAAACCGUGUUCUUUCUAUCUCUAAACGCAACCAGUGGAUCGGGCAGCUUCAGCUUGCAAGGGGACAUCGAUCUGCUCGGAAUGGAGGUGCCCAUCGACGUACCUGGCGUGAGCACGUCUGACUUCCUCGGGGGCGAAGGAGACGUCGGCGGCGCCGUCGUGAGCUGGGGGUUGUCGAAAGCAGACGGCCUCCUGUGCGAGCUUCUGCGCGGUAACUUCAGCCCGCUAGAGUACUUCUUCAACAUAUCCCUGGGUGAGGAUGGUGACAGCAUCGAGGCCUUCGUGGGCGGCAGUUACAGCCAGGACCUCGACAGCGACAACGACGCGUGGACCUUCUUCGGCGACCUGGUCGAUCAGGGCCUGCCGAUGGGGAGAGUGGAAGCAGGCGUGGAUGGGACGGCCGUUUACGCGACGGUUUGGAUGGACAGCACGUUCAUGGACGAGGAGAAGGACCACACCGACACUGGCGAGGUGCUCGGGCUGUACGCGCACGCCAACCUCAGCAUCUCCGAGCUCGAGGGCGACUCCAACAGCAGCCAGGCUUGGGAAAUCACCUACAUACAGACAGAGACUUUCAUAGCGAGCACCAACGUGACUUGGGAGAUCUGGGAGCCCGAGCUCGAUCUCUCGCCCAACUUCGCGAUCGAGUCAGUAUUCAAGGUGCGGGAUGAGGACACGGAUAAAUGGAGCACGAUCUAUAAUUAUAACAUGGUCGGCGGCACGCCAGACUACGCACUGCAAAAUUGGCCUGAUGAGGACGACGAUUCUACCCCAGAGUCCCCGACACCUACGCCGCCGCCCACGUACGAACCUACCCCAAUGCCCACGGUACUUCCGGUAUAUGCGAUGAUUCACGAGGGUGGGAUGUGUAAGCAAGGGACGUGGGUUGACGUGGACCACAAGGAUCACUGUGCUCUCAUGUGCGAAGCUCAUGACACCUGCGUCUAUUUUAGCUACUCUGACUCGGACGGGAAAUGCAAGCUGAAUGACGACUGCGACAUCAACGACCAUAUGAAUGAUUACAACGUCUACAUGAUUGGUGCGACCCCGUCGCCGACAGCUGCUCCCACACCUGCGCCGCCGCCCACGUACGAGCCCACCCCAAUGCCCACGCCACUUCCGGUUUAUGCGAUGAUUCACGAGGGCGGUUUGUGCAAGCAAGGGACGUGGGUUGAUGUGGACCACAAGGAUCAUUGUGCUCUCAUGUGCGAAGCUCAUGACACAUGCGUAUAUUUUAGCUACUCUGACUCGGACGGGAAAUGCAAGCUGAAUGACGACUGCGACAUCAACGACCACAUGAAUGAUUACAACGUCUACAUGAUUGGUGCGACCCCGUCGCCGACAGCUGCUCCCACACCUGCGCCGCCGCCCACGUACGAGCCCACCCCAAUGCCCACGCCACUUCCGGUUUAUGCGAUGAUUCACGAGGGCGGUUUGUGCAAGCAAGGGACGUGGGUUGAUGUGGACCACAAGGAUCAUUGUGCCUCAUGUGCGAAGCUGAUGACACAUGCGUCUACUUCAGCUACUCUGACUCGGACGGGAAAUGCAAGCUGA